GCCCGCUGUGCCCCGAGCCGUAAACAAAGCGGAUCGAUAAACUAUCGGCCCCCGCUCGGGUCGGACCAUGCGGCCGCUCGGGUUUCGGGUUGUGCACCCAUGCUCGAAGCACGCGACACGGGUACGGCCAGCGCGAAACUCCGUCGCACGCACAAGUUUGUGUCGAACUGUGGUCGUGUAUGGAUCGUCGCGUGCUGCCGCGGAUCAGAUCACACGCAGAGUGUACCAGAGCAGAGCUAACAAAACGUUAUUGAACGCGUGGCUUCGUACGCUGGUUCUGGCGCAUAAGUGAAGGGCGAACCAAGAACCGGAGAAGCAAGAAUACGGCGUACAAUAACAGCAAAGAGGAUCAGUUUGCAUCGAGACCGGUCCGCGGACCGUUUUCUUCCAUCCGACCAGCGGCAGUGGACAGCGAGGUAGGGAAAGAAAUGUUCCCAGAGCUGGAUUGGAUGGAAGGGAUGGCGAUGGGCAACCGGGGAACGGAGCAAAGCGGCUGCAGGCCCCGUGACGUAAAACCUCGCAACGGAACCGAGUUGGAAAUGUUGAAAUAAAGAUAACCAAAUCACAAACAGUUCGAAAGUCGAAGGAAGGAAGCAAUAGCAGCAGCAGCGGCAGCAGUGAACUUUCUUCAGUUCGAUCCGUCAACCGUUGUGUGGUGCAGUUGGCGCGUACAGAAACGUUUCACCCGGACGAAAGGCAAGCGCUAAAGUUUACACUAAUAUUUUGCCUGCACCGAGCGCAAACACACGUACACGAGCGACCGUUUAACUGUGCUGGCUGGGGGUCGGUUUGUUUGAACGAGAGGAGGCGUGCAAAAAGAAAAAUCGACGAAACAUUUGAAGGAAAAAGCUGUAAAGCUUGUCUUGAGGUGACUUUUGCCCACAUCUAGAGCCGCCUGCCGAGAGCCCAAACCGUCCCGGACAGACGGAUUUUCGGUUCGUACCCUCCCUCCGUCCCCUCCCCAAAAGCACACUCUGUCCAAACAUCACACCCAAGCGUCGCAAUUGCCGGCACGUCUAACGGUUUGCGCGGUAUAGCAUUACAACCGACAGCCGGUCCUGGGAAAGGAACUACCGGUUCCACCGUACCGAACGCUCCCGCACAGAAUGUCGUCCAGAUCAAAGGAGAAAGUAACGGCCGCCAUUAGGAAGUUCUUCAAAAGCUCGGAAAGCAAGAGCAAGGAAAGCAAAGACAAGGAUGGCAACGGCACCCACACGGCCGCCCCGACCGAGGGCGCCGAUUCGAACCACCUGCAUCUUCCCGCCCACCAUCACCAUCCGUCCGCGGCGUCCGUAGCUCAUCCGGCCGGGCCGGGUGCAAGCGGGAUGGGUGGUAGUGGGUCGGGUGGACCGACGGCAGCAGUCGCCGGCAGUGGGAUGGCGAACGGCGGAGGCCCAGCGUCGAAUGGCACCGGGGGCAACAGUAAUAGUAGUAGCGGCAACAGCAAAGCCACCACCGACAGCCCUAUGCGGCGAUUACGAUGCGUUGUGGCACCCACCACCACCACUAUGGUGCACGUUCCUGUCUCGAAACCGCUCGACACCACCAUUCGAUCGCGGCGGCUAAUGAAGGAGCUGAAGGAAAUCGAGCGGUUACAGCACUCCCGGACGGAUCCAUGCUUUACGGUGGAGCUGAUUAACGAUAAUCUGUACGAGUGGCACGCUCGGCUGUUCCGGAUCGAUCCGGAUUCACCGCUGGCCGAAGAUUUGGUCGAGCUGAACAUACCCUUCAUCCUGCUGCACCUAGUGUUCCCGGAGAACUUCCCGUUUGCGCCACCGUUUAUGCGUGUCGUCGAGCCGCGGAUCGAGAAGGGGUUCGUGAUGGAGGGCGGAGCUAUCUGCAUGGAGCUGCUGACGCCCCGCGGCUGGGCCAGUGCCUACACGGUCGAGGCGAUACUGAUGCAGUUCGCCGCGAGCCUGGUGAAGGGGCAGGGCCGUGUGUCGCGCAAGCCAAAGUCGGCGAAGGACUUUAGCCGACGCUCCGCCGAGGAAGCCUUCCGAUCGCUGGUGAAAACGCACGAAAAGUAUGGCUGGGUGACGCCCGCCCUGAACGACGGCUAGAAGGUUAGAUUGUUCAUUUUUGUACACCUUAAGCUUGUAAAAGCAUUGAGAAGCGAUGCGUGGCAUAGGUGUUGUGAGUAUUUCGUUUCAUUUUUCGUCCCACAAAAGCUACACACCUUCUCUAGCUAGUAAAAUAUAUAUCAUAUACGUUUAACUCGAACUUGAACUCAACGCUUCAUUCGGAAUUUUACACCACUCUAUCAAAAUGUCCUAUUUGAGAAGAUCUCAACUUUGCAGCAGUGCAGGCAAAACUUUCCCGUAAAACUCGCCACCCUUUGUCUGCCGGAACCACAACAAAUUUAAAAAAAAAAAUACAGUAAGCAAACGAACCGAUCUGUCCCUGAAUAACCGAAAACCCCGCGUGAUAUUUUUGCGAUUAUAAACUCCUCGUAAGUGGCUCGUAAGUUUGAAGGUAUCGUAUGUAAAAUCGUUAAGUUUCGAGAGCUUUGAUAACACAAGCAGAUGAAGCAAUCCACCCAUACAAACCACCACUAGCAAGGUCCCUCCCUAAGCAAUGUACAAAAGCACCAGGAUGAUGCGAAAAACAGAACACGGCAACAAGAAAAGCAUAAAUAGAGCGAAAAUCAGAUAGGAAGAAAAAAUGAAAUGUAUUUAGCGGCAUCGAUUGAUGCGUACCGAGAUCUAGAUAUAACUAUAAAGCAAACAGAACCGUAGAGCAGGGCAGGCACAAACAUUGGGUGUGAUUAAAUACGCAUACGCAAACUGAUUCAGGUUGGUGAGUCGAGCCGGAAAGGAAAGGAACCAUUGUGAACCAACCCAAACCAAACCAAAACCAACUAACCGUGUGCUCAAAAAGUAUUAUACAUAUGCUGAUGAUUUGGUUUUUUUGUGGGCAGGACGAGCUCCUCGCUUCGCUUGUGAUUGUGGUGCGAGUUAUUAGUAUUGCGUGUUACGGCUGGCCGAAAAAGGGGGAUGGACAGACAAAAGCAAGGAUAAAACAGAGAGACAGAGAGAGAGAGAAAGGCAAUGUGGCUUUGUUUAUGAAAUUGUUCAUCGCCGUGUAUAAGGAUAAAAGAUUUUUGUAAAUAAAAAAAAACAGCCCGCAUA
Molecule: messenger RNA, 3128 nt
Organism: Anopheles merus
Lineage: Eukaryota; Metazoa; Arthropoda; Insecta; Diptera; Culicidae
Product: ubiquitin-conjugating enzyme E2Q-like protein 1
Exons: 7
Coding region: 1107-2060 (317 amino acids)
Source: RefSeq, a predicted model, not a curated record